AUCCCUCCAGGAAGGAACUUAACAGGAUGUUCACGUUUUUGACCAAACUUCCCACCCUCGUACUCUUUUUGGCUGCGUUUGGGGUGUCUUUCUCGGCGGCUCUCCCGGCACGUAGCGAACCGCUCGAGCCUACUGUGGAUGCAUAUGCCAGACGUUUGGAGCUGCUCAAGGGUCCGCUUGCCCCUAAGGGCUCAAGCGCCAAAAGAGGUUCCAUCAACGGCGGCGGCGGCGCCACCCAACCGGAUUGGCUUGAGGAUAUUCCCGAAGUUGGCCGUUCCAAAUAGAGCCGGACAGUGAUUCUGCCGGCAUGACUGAUCACGGUUGUGAUCAUUUUUAAGCGCGACAUGGAGUGACUGUCACCAGCACCUUUUCUUUACUUCUACUUGACUGAUGGAAUUCUCUUGUCGGUUUGACGACACUUUACUCCGGCCAUAUAUGCGUAUGUACUGGAACUUUUUUUUUUUUUUUCCUUUU
Molecule: messenger RNA, 474 nt
Organism: Cantharellus anzutake
Lineage: Eukaryota; Fungi; Basidiomycota; Agaricomycetes; Cantharellales; Hydnaceae
Exons: 4
Coding region: 27-284 (85 amino acids)
Source: RefSeq, a predicted model, not a curated record